Molecule: messenger RNA, 835 nt
Organism: Leptidea sinapis
Lineage: Eukaryota; Metazoa; Arthropoda; Insecta; Lepidoptera; Pieridae
Exons: 4
Coding region: 254-835 (193 amino acids)
Source: RefSeq, a predicted model, not a curated record
AUGUCAUCGAAAAAGAAUAAAAUCUCGGUUAUGUAUUAUGGUAAAAUUGUUAUCGCUACAUCUAAGUUAAGUCGGGGGUUUUGAGUUAUUUUAUUCUUUUUCGAUGAGAUUUUUACCGUCGUGGGUAAAAAUAGACUCGAUCAGCUGAUUGGAUUUGUAUGGAAAAAUGUAAUAUUUUUUUGAGAUUUCGACAUUGAUUCCAUAAAGAAACUUGUUAUGAAUGAGACACCGACUGACUUCCUAAAAUUUUGCUAUGGGAGAGACUAUGAAUCAACAGCUUGCCGAGCUUCUUGCAGAACCAUCUGGGGAGUUCGAUAAUUUCGUUCAAAUGUCAUGCACUGAUUUUGAAUACCUGCUACAAAAAAUUUCUCCGAUGGUUUCUAAGCAAGAUACUACUUGGAGGGAAGCUGUACCAACAAAAAUACGUCUUGCAUUGACAUUGAGAUUUUUAGCUACUGCAGAUGACUACAGAAGCUUACACUACCUAUUUAAAAUAUCAAGUUCACUUAUCUCACGCAUAAUAAUCGAUGUCUGUUUGGCACUGAAUGAUGUUUUGCAAGAUAUGAUUAACCUUUCCGCAUCGGCCGUCGAAUGGAUGUCCGUUUCAGAAGGAUUCAGCUACCCGCGUUGUUUGGGCGCUAUAGAUGGGAAGCAUAUCAAUAUACAAUCACCUUUACACUCGGGAACUGAAUACUUUAACUAUAAAGACCACUUUAGCAUUGUUUUACUAGCACUAGUAGAUAGUAAUUAUUGUUUUUUGUUUGCCGAUGUAGGUUCUCAAGGACGGAUUAGUGAUGGAGGAGUUUUCAAUCAAAAUAGUGCUUCAUCGAACUGA